Molecule: messenger RNA, 2079 nt
Organism: Glarea lozoyensis ATCC 20868
Lineage: Eukaryota; Fungi; Ascomycota; Leotiomycetes; Helotiales; Helotiaceae
Product: RING/U-box
Exons: 1
Coding region: 1-2079 (692 amino acids)
Source: RefSeq, a predicted model, not a curated record
AUGCAAACUCAAAGAAAAAUCGAUUUUGACCCGGCCGCCAUCUCCCACCAACUCUUCAAAAUCAUACCAGAAACAAGCAAUACAUCUUGGACUGAAAGAUCUCCAGUCCCAAUUUAUCGGGAAGAACGUUGGCAGGAAGAAAAUUCCCUGUGUCGCCUAACGGAAAUUCGUCUCCGAGAGCUAACAUUACCUCAAGAGAACAGGCUUCGUUAUCUAUACCAAAUAGCUCCCAGAGAAGACCCUUACAGAAAGAAACAACUGAGGGACGCUAUCCGUCGCAUUGAUGAAAACCGAGCAUCACCGAACGAUCCAGUUUUUGGUCUGACAGCUCAACGGAGAAUAGCUGCUGUGACGAAGCUGACACGCGAUAUCGUGCCAGAUGAAGAGUUGGAGCUUGAAGAUCAUGUAGUAGGAGUAUCAAACGCCAAUACUUGCUCAAUAUGCCUUACACCGUUUGGAAAGCCAGAAGAGCAGGGGAGAACUGAGCCAGCAGUCAAACUUGAAUGUGGUCACACAUUUGGCGCUGGCUGUAUACAAGUAUGGCUAGGAAGGAACUGUACAUGUCCCAUGUGUCGUGCGCAUUUCGAAGCACUACACGCCAACGACUUUGGUGGCUUUCAAUCGCUCAAAGAACAAACCAAAGACUUUCAGGAUGAUUUCGAGCAAACCCUGCAGUUUUUCAAGACUCACAUUGGAAAAAGUCAAUACGGCAGAGAUGAUUAUGUGUUUGACAGAGUUCUGUCGGAUCCACAAAUUCUCGAGUACAUGAACCGGUUUCACAAGGUCGAUAAUCUCGUCUUUACAAGAGUGGAACGAGUACUUGGAAUUGUAGAACAAGGGCAGGAAGUCAUAGAAUUAAUGGGACAGCUUCGAGCAGAGGCGGAUCAACAUCGGGCUCAGUUUCGACCUAUGCUUCUCCGAACAUUCGAAGGGGAUUGCGAGCCUACGACAGAUUUGAUCAAAGUCUUUGGAGAACGAAUUCUUUCGCCAUCUGAGGUCCCGGAGUUUUUAGAUGAUUUCGAAUUCACAGAUGAUGAUUCUGAUUCUGAUGAUGAUUCUGAUGAUAAUUCUGAUGAUGAUUCUGAUGAUGAUUCUGACUCUGAUGACUCUGAUGAUGAUGAUGGCUCUUCCGAGGACGAAGACUCUGAAGAUGAGAGCGAUCAAUUCUUCGGUGAUAAUGAUGAGCAUGAUGACGAAGGGUCUGUCUAUGAGCCAUCUGAAAGCGAAGAAGACGAAGAUGAUGAAGAUGAAGAAAUGGCAGAUGCCCCACCGCACAAUGAGGACGACCGUCGACAGGUUGAUCAUAUUAGGCCUCUAAAUAUGUCACUCCCGAAAUGGCAUACUCAAGCGCCAGAGAACAGAGGUGUGAGAAAUUCUCACUCAGAGCUUCACAAAUUCUGUCCCCUCUACGACUACGAGUUGACGCACGUACUUCCAUUCUCUACAACAGUGAUCCUAGUACCACUAGAUUACGACCCUCUAGGUUUACAGGUAGAAGAUGAUUUCGAAAAGGAAUGCACACUGCUCACUCCCUCCACCCUUAGUAGAAUGCUGCACCACCCAGCAGCGGCAACUCUAUACGACCUCUUAUUAGUGCUUCACAAAGCUCAUAAGCGCGGUGAAGCAGAACUAGAUAACGUCGCGAACGACCAAGAAAUUACCCGCGAGAUCGACGAUUUUCUCGACAAUCUUAACGAGUUAACGCAUCGCGCUAUCUGGGAAUUCUUUAGAGAUCCUCAACUAGCUGCUGAACUACGGGAGAUCUACUUUUCCGAUGAGGUUCAGCAGAAGCAACUGAAAGCUGGGCAGAGAGACUCGGGGCAACUAAAUUCUCAAAUCGAACAGCAACCACAGGAGGACGUGAGAAUGGUCUCCGCUAGUGGUUACUUUGGAGAGAGGAUGGAGGGAGUAAGCCAUCAGGAAGAUUUCCAGGUCGCUGAGCCGGGAUCUCCUGGUCGUCAACACCUUACUCUUAGUGAAAUUGCAGAGGAGGCUAACCUUAUCGUCCAAGUCUUUAACAACUCCUGGUUGGAUGGAAGGUUUGAGGUUGAACAACCUCGUCCUCAAUCCAGUGGAUAA